Messenger RNA from Camellia sinensis, 3408 nucleotides. RefSeq names its product Leucine-rich repeat transmembrane protein kinase family protein (gene MOL1). Gene Ontology annotation, biological process: protein phosphorylation. Gene Ontology annotation, molecular function: protein kinase activity; ATP binding; receptor serine/threonine kinase binding. Lineage: Eukaryota; Viridiplantae; Streptophyta; Magnoliopsida; Ericales; Theaceae. The record is from RefSeq and is a predicted model, not a curated record.
GGAAAGAGUAUUAUAAACUGACAUAACAAUCUUCCACUCGUUAUCUGGGGUGUCAGUAUUUGUCCCUCUUUUUCGUUUCAUGAGUUUCAAUGGAGAUUUUCAAACCCUCAUACUUCAACCUUGUUCUUGUUGCUUCAAUGCUCGUUUCCAUAGUGUCUUCCAUUGAUCCCUUCUCAGAAGCACUUUUGAGCUUGAAAUCAGAGCUCAUAGACCAUUCCAACACUUUGAGUGACUGGUUUGUCCCUUCUGAUCCAAACCCAUCUCAAAAAAUCCAAGCUUGUUCAUGGUCUGGUGUCAAAUGUGACAACAACUCAACAAUGGUCACUGGUUUAGACCUCUCUUUGAUGAAUCUUGGUGGUUCGCUAUCAGGAAACCAAUUCAAUCUCUUCACAGACCUUGUUGAUCUCAACCUCAGUUACAAUUCAUUCUCAGAAAAACUUCCAAUUGGGAUUUUCAAUCUCACCAAUCUAAGAACCUUAGACAUCAGCAGAAACAACUUCUCAGGCCAAUUCCCAAAUGGGGUCUCCAACCUCCAUUUCUUGGUGGUUCUUGAUGCCUUUAGCAACAGCUUUUCCGGAGACUUACCCGCCGCGGUCUCAAAAAUUGAGUCCCUCAAAGUGCUAAACCUAGCUGGGAGUUAUUUCAGUGGCCCAAUCCCAUCCCAAUAUGGGUUUUUCAAAAAGCUCGAGUUCGUUCAUUUAGCAGGCAAUUUGCUAAGCGGUGACAUACCACCCGAGCUUGGUCAGCUCGGAACAGUGACCCACAUGGAGAUUGGCUACAACACAUACCAAGGAACCAUACCUUGGCAAUUGGGUAACAUGAGUGAGCUUCAAUACCUUGACAUUGCUGAUUCAAACCUUUCUGGUUCAAUCCCAACCCAACUCACCAACCUCACUAAACUUCACUCACUGUUUUUGUUCAAAAACCAACUCACUGGUUUGGUUCCAUGGGAGUUUAGCAAUGUCAAAACCCUAACAAACCUUGAUCUCUCUGAUAACCAACUUAGUGGGCCCAUCCCUGAGAGCUUUGCUGAGCUGAAGAACCUUAAAUUGUUGAGUCUGAUGUACAACAACAUGAAUGGCACUGUACCACAAGGUAUUGCAGAGCUUCCAUCACUUGAGACUCUUUUGAUUUGGAACAAUUUCUUUGAUGGGUCACUCCCAAAAAGCUUGGGAACAAACUCAAAGCUCAGAUGGAUUGAUGUUUCAACCAACAAUUUCAAUGGAAACAUUCCAGAUGGUGUGUGUUCAGGAGGGGUUUUGCUCAAGUUGAUCCUCUUUUCAAAUAAUUUUUCGGGCGGGCUAUCUCCGUCACUCACCAACUGUUCGUCGCUUGUUCGCUUACGAAUCGAAAACAAUUCAUUCUCAGGUGAUAUCCCUUUGAAAUUCAGUGAUUUGCCCGAUAUUGAGUAUGUCGAUUUGUCAAGAAACCGAUUCACAGGUGGGAUUCCUGGUGAUAUAUACCAAGCUGCCAAGCUUCAAUAUUUCAAUGUGUCAAAUAAUCCUGAGCUUGGAGGUGUAAUCCCGGAAAAAACAUUGUCUCUGCCGCUUCUUCAGAACUUUUCAGCCUCUUUUUGUAACAUUACCGGUAAUCUUCCAACUUUCCAAUCAUGCAAUUCUCUGUCUGUGAUUGAAUUGAGCAGGAACAAGAUAUCAGGUAAUGUCCCGGGAAGCAUAUCAGAUUGCCAGGUUCUUGAGAGGAUCGAUUUUGCUAACAACAACUUGACAGGUCACUUGUUAGAGGAGAUUGGUAGUCUUCCUAAUCUGGGUAUUGUAGAUUUUUCGUUCAAUCACUUCAACGGUUCAAUACCGGCAAAGCUUGCUGAUUCUUGGAGCCUAAGGGUUUUGAACGUGUCGUUCAAUAAUCUCUCCGGUUCCAUUCCACCCAAAAAGAAGUUCAGAUUGAUGGGUAAUAGUGCUUUUGUGGGAAAUCCGGGGUUGUGUGGAGUACCCUUGCAAUCUUGUCCCGGGACAGCAAAAUUUCCCAAUGGACUCCAAUUGGGAAUCAGCAAGACACAAAAAUUUGCUUGGGUUCUCAUACUAUGUGCUGUGGUGGUUCUGUGCAUAACACUUUCAGUUUUUGGCAUAUUCUACUUUCGAAAUGGAAGCAAAAGGCGGUGGAAAAUGGUUUCGUUCACUGGAUUCCCUGAAUUCACAGCAAAUGAUGUUUUGAAAAGUUUCAAUUCUAUGGAAACCGACGAGACGACACCUCCAUUGUCAAGUUCAGUUUGCAAAGCGGUUUUGCCAACAGGGAUUACUGUUUCAGUGAAGAAGAUUGAGGUGGAUCAAAAGAAGAUGACCGCUAUGAUAGAAUUUAUAACUCGUUUGGGUGAUACGAGGCACAAGAAUUUGGUCAGAUUGUUGGGUUUUUGCUACAACAAGAGUUUAGCUUAUCUUUUGUAUGAUUACUUGCCUAAUGGAAAUCUGUCUGAGAAGAUCAAAAUGAAGAGAGAUUGGGCAGCCAAGUAUAGAAUUGUGAUUGGCAUGGCAAGGGGGCUUUGUUUCCUUCAUCAUGAUUGUUGUCCUGCAAUUCCACAUGGGGAUUUGAAGGCAAGUAACAUAGUGUUUGAUGAAAAUAUGGAGCCUCAGUUAGUGGAAUUCGGGUUUAAAUUUCUGAAACAAUGGAACAGCAAUCCAUUUCCAGUAGCAAAUUCCAAGAUUGAAACAGGUGAAUUCAACACUGCCAUAAAGGAGGAACUCUACACGGACAUCUACAACUUUGGGGAGGUCAUUCUUGAACUUUUAACCAAUGGUAGGCUGAUAAGUGGAGGAAGCAUACAUGGCAAACCAAUGGAGACACUUCUAAGUGAGAUUUACCAGGAAAAUGAAGUUGGUUCCUCCAAUUCAUCUAGAGAUGAGAUAAAGAUGGUUCUUGAAGUUGCUUUGCUCUGCACCAAAAGUAGGCCUUCUGAGAGGCCAUCCAUGGAAGAUGCAUUGAAGCUUCUCUCCGGGUCGAAGCCGCACACAAAAUAACAGAACUCGUUAACUAGAAAAAUGAUGACUCAGUGCAUGAGACUCCUGGUUAACGAACCAUCAACAGAUAUUACGAGUAGUUUAGCUGAUAAUAAAGAAAGUUUGAUUUUUCUUCUUUUUUUUUUUCCGAGUGGAGGAAGAAUGUUGUGCAUAAUGUAGGUACGUAAGGUGAGGGAGAAGGGCUGUUGGGGCUCGAACCACGGACCAGAUGAGUAGGAGUUGAAGGGCCCAACCACUGGGCUGUUAUCUGCUUUGCUCAUUGAAUUGCAUUUGGUUGAUAGCAUGUUUCUGUCACUUUUAUUAGAACUCCAUGUUGUAAAAUAGAGGCCUCUAUAGUUUUGUGGAUUCUUAUCUUGUGUAAUUAGUGAAUUGAUUACUGUAUUUGGUUAAUCUCUCCCUCUGAAUAUAUAUAAAAAAAUGGUUAUAAUUUCAUGUU